This is a messenger RNA of Trichophyton rubrum CBS 118892, 4530 nucleotides long. RefSeq lists its product as uncharacterized. Gene Ontology annotation, molecular function: 2-oxoglutarate-dependent dioxygenase activity. The transcript has a single exon. The record is from RefSeq and is a predicted model, not a curated record. Lineage: Eukaryota; Fungi; Ascomycota; Eurotiomycetes; Onygenales; Arthrodermataceae. The coding region runs from base 162 to 1823 and encodes 553 amino acids.
GAUUAUGUCAGCAAAUCUCCCUCAGUUUGACUUUUUCUAAUAAAUACGUACAAAGCAGCCAACCUUAGGCGAUAGAUCGGUCUUAUCACAUCCUCCAGCUAGUUUAUCUCUUCUAGGAUUCAUGAAAAGCUUACGGGAUUUAUGACCUCAGCUCACUGCUAAUGCCUACAUUAAAUGAACUUAUAAAUAGGGCAAUAUCCUUAAUAUCUGCUCCUGAUCCCAACGACCCAAUUCUGGAAUGUUAUGAAUACGAAGUUAAGAAACUGAAAACUGCUCUACUGGACACACCGGACAGUGCCCUCCAACUCGCUGACGUGAAUCUAAGAAUAUUUCCCUUCAAGGAUGUGAAAGACUGUUGGCGGAGGCUUUACACUGAUGCCAGCCUAAUUAAAGCAUGCCUGCUACUGAAGAGACAUGUCCAACACAUUGACAGGGCCGGCCAUGUCGGCGGGAAGACGGUAUAUAAUGCACAGCAAGUGUGCCUGAGUGGACCACUGGAUGAAGGAAAAGAUGAAUACUCGGAGAUGCACCCUCCCACUGAUUAUCUUUGGGUAUCAGAUGUGAUUCACAUACUGGAUAAAGCUUUGAUAAUGUCUGGUGCUCCUCGCCGAACAAGACUAAUAGAGGACCUGUUAUCUACAUUACAAGGAAGCCUUCACUUUGAUUAUGUUACCUCAUUUAUCUCAUCUGUACCACCCGGCCAACCUGAGCUUCCUCACCUACUUCCGUCUCGGCCGGCUAAGAGGCAAAAGGUAGGCGAGAGAAGCAGUCUAUUUCCUUUAGAUUAUGCACCUCAGCCUCCUUUAAAGAAUCCUGUUCCCCGGGCUGCAGAGCUUACAUUUGAGGAAUUUACAGAACACAUAUGGAAUAUACGCACGCCCGUAGUGAUUACCAAUGCGAUUGACCACUGGCCAGCUCUCUCUUCACGGCCAUGGUCGUCACUCAAAUACUGGGCGGAAAGGACAUUUGGCGGAAGAAGAUUGGUUCCAGUCGAGGUUGGGAGGUCCUAUACUGACGAAGGUUGGGGCCAGCGGAUUAUGCCAUUUGCAGAAUUUGUAAAAGAUUAUCUAUGGCGAAGCACCAGUUCAACUGGUGAGGAAGCACAGACUGGUUAUAUGGCACAGCAUGACCUUUUGACACAGAUUCCGUCCCUGAAGGAAGAUAUUUAUAUUCCCGAUUACUGCUAUACCGAACCACCUGAACCUGAACCAGGUACUCCCCUAUAUAAAAAGAACAUACAACAAGCAGACAACGGAAGCAGUUCAAAGGAAGUUCAGCAAGGUGAAGCAUCGAGGCCUCAUGGCAAAAAAGGAAAAGUUAUCGGAUACCAUGAUAAUGCGGAUGACGAAGAUGCUCUCAGUGAUAAUAUUACCACGGCUGACCCCAUAAUUAAUACUUGGAUAGGGCCUUCAUGGACAAUAUCUCCAUUACAUCAUGACCCAUAUCAUAACAUCCUGACUCAAGUGGUUGGCGCAAAAUAUAUUCGACUUUAUUCUCCUCACACUCCAGCAAGUCAAAUUUACCCGCGUGGAAAAGAAGUUGUGAACCAUAAAGCUUCGGAUGCAUCUACCACGGAGAAGAAGGGGGACGCAGACGAGGAGCAAAUAGAUAUGUCCAAUACAUCUCAAGUUGACAUAUCAGCCAUUGAGUUAUCCCCUGCAGAGAUAGAAACCUGGGAAGAUCUUUGGCCGGGCUUUUUCAAAGCAGAGUAUGUAGAAACAGUUCUACAAGAGGGCGAAUGCCUAUACAUCCCUAUCGGCUGGUGGCACUAUGUUCGAGGAUUGCAAGCUGGUAUUAGUGUUAGCUUUUGGUGGAGUAAAUAAUAGCACGGGAACUAAAUACUUGUUAUGCCGCUGACUGUUAUUAAUAAACAUACACCUAAUAUCAUAAUUGAUACACUUGCAACACCAGCGAGCAUCCAUCUCUCGACGUAUGGUACCCUAUUUGUUGAAUACUCCGUAUCCACUCUACUUUGCUCAACAUAGGCCGGCCAUUUACCAAAUGCGAAUUCUCAGGAUUGUCAAGAAUAGUAUUCAUCUGAGACUCACAGAAAACUCCAGUCUCAUUCGCGAUAUACCGUAUAGAGAGCCAAAAGAGUAACCGUUCUUUGCUAAUUCCUGCCUCUCUCAUAUCACCCAGGAGUACCAGCAUAAUAGCUGCCUAGUUACAUAUUACCAAUCCCUCCAAACUAUCAACCAUACUCAACUUGGCACAAGCCAGCAGCUAACAAGAAUUCCUCCAAAAAACCACGCAAUAUUUAUACUUCAGAGUCAGAGUUAUCAUUGGGAUACCAGGUAGUAAGUUGCCGAUGUUCGCUGAUUAUAUAUUGUAUAAACUUAGCCCUUAAAAAGAAGAAAUAUCUCGUCCAUUAGUAAGACAAAAGUAUUCCCAGGUGCAGGGUAUAGCUGGCAGGCUCAAGUAAAAGGGGAAACAAGUUAAAGAGCUGGGAAUAGGACGUUGUUCCUUGGUAUAGUCAUCAGGUAUUCCUCGUGUCUUUUAAGGCGGACUUUGGUCCUAAGUCGAGGUUUAGGCAGAGGGAUUGGAAUUCUGUGAUCAACAUGGGAGGUUAACAAAAAGGCUCCAUUGGGUGAUACAAACCAGGCUCGGAAAAAUCCUCCUUGGCAUAGUAGCGAUGCUAAGCCUGUAAGAAAAGGAGAUGACACUGGCCAUAUACUAUUGGUCAAUAUUAUCGAGGCCCAGAGAAUUGCAACUGUAUCUAGGACUUGGUUAUCUAAACCUUUGAUGUUGACAUAAUCUCAAAUGCCAUAUUCGGAUUCCAUAUGAGUUAGACCCUAUGAAGAGAUAGGCGUUAGGUCGCAGAGUUCUGAAAGCCAUCCAAGUAGGGUAGACACGAGGAAUUGGAGCGUUUAGCAGUGAUUACUGGGUAAAUCCAAUCACUAUAUUAAUCUCGCGACGAUAUCGUAGUGAUCUUAGAAUACCAAUAGCUACUUUGACGGGCUAGCUAUAGUAGACACAUCCAUGCUUUACAGGCCAUCCUAAGCCUCAGGGACCGGGAUGAGGUUGAUCAGUUCUCCUUUUUAAUAUCCAGCGUUAACUAUAGAUCCAGCGUUAACUAUAGCCACCCUGAAAGCUCCAUGAAAGGAGUGGAUUUUUAUUUCAUUAAUUGCUAUCAAAAGUUUCACUGACGCUAAAGGGGCACUAGUGUCUAUUUGAUAGGCAAGUUGGUUUGAGCGAACUGCCUCAUUUAGCUACGAUAACUAUAAAUAAAUGGUCAGAAUAGCUGACUCCUGCUUUAACUAGCUAACUAUUUCAAUGAUUUCGCCUUGCUACCGGGUACUCAGUGUGCCAGAGGUAACUAAUUGGAUACGUGGGUUCAUGUAUCAAUUUUCAGCAAAAUGUAUCCCCUGAAACCCUGGCAUUAGUGCGUCCUCAGUGACUAUACAACACGUUAUAGAAAGACAAAACCCUACACAUCAAUCCAUGUAAUGCGGGGGGCAGGUGGUCGAGUGGUAAUACGGCUGCCUGGAAGCCCUGGUAAGUAGGAUUUACUGGUUGGGGCCCGGCCAUCUGAGAUACCAGGGUUGUAGGUUCGAUUCCUACGCUCCCUAAGAUUAUAUUACUAUAGGGAGUCCCCCUCCCUAGGAGGAGUAGGGUACUACCUUAAGGCUUUUACUUAUUGCUAUUAAAUAAUAUCUAGAUACCCUAGUUACCUUAGGUUUUGAGGGUUUUCCCUAAGGCUAUAGACUAGUUAUUAGGAGAACCUUAUAAAUAGUAAGGGGUUAACUACCUCCCCUAAGGCCUAUAGGGUGGUUUAAGCUUAGUUAAAUAGAAUACCUAACUAGGAACCCUAUAUUAAGGAAGACAUAUAUAUAUAAUUAGCUAAGAGAUAGUGUUUGAGUCCUCAUAGUCAUUGACUGCAUAGGACUAUAAUGAAGAACCACCACCACCACCAUCCAUAUAAUGCUCUUGAACUCUCUAAUUAUUCCCAGGUGGAAGUGUAUAAUCCCCUCAAUAACAGUAUUUCCAACAUAUCGAGUGUGAAAGGUCUAGUUAAAUGCUUAUACUUUGUUACAUAACCAUAAGACCUAGGAGUGAGAUAUACCAUCUAAAUACUUUUCUGUGAGUGGCCAAGGAAAUCUGGACUUAAAGAAAUAUAUAAGUUAUUCGAGUCUGGUGGUGUAUAUGGAACUGUGUAUAAUAUGCGUAUACAGCAUUACCUAGAAAUUGUCAUCUACCCGGCCGACAAAAAUGGAACACUACCAUUUCGGGCUGAAAGGCGGACGCGUGGGCAGGAUCAUCAUACACUUCUAAUCAUGAUUCGUUCUCAUGAAGAGUAAAUUGAAAAGUUUUAGAUAUAAUUUGGUGAGAACUGUUUUCUGUCUUCAACACUCCAAUGAAUUUUUCAGCCACGCAAGAAAUAUGUUCACGUAUAUCCGUGUAUCGCUUCGGUUAUGUCGAUUUUUAGCCCUGUUCGGACAGAUCAGCGACGGAUUAGGGUUGAAGGCGACAAGGCGUUUUGGGGCCCCUCAGAGAGUGAAUAUAAGGAGCUUGUCUGUUCCAAGGGAACCU